GGCAGCCCGCAGAAGUUCGGGGUGGCGGCCGGGAGCCUGCGCGGGUUGCUGAGGAAGGGCUGCCGGCUGCUGCAGGUGAGGGGCGGACCGGGACGGGACGAUACCAGGCUGGGAUGCCGCUUACCGAUGCUGGACGGGACCGCGAGUAGCGGGUGCCGCAGCUCCGGGCUAGGGCUAGAGCUGCCCGUCGAGACGCGUGCGGAGCUGCAGCCGCUGUGGUCGGGGCCGCCCGGAGCCGGGGUCUCACCCAGAUCAGGGGUCCCGCUCGGAGCCGGGGUGGGGUCUCACCCGCCCGUGGGGCAGCUUCCCUUGGCAGGCAGCCGCCUCUGCCUCUACGAGGACGGCACGGAGCUGACCGAGAGCUACUUCCGAGCGCUGCCGGCGCAGACGGAGCUGGUGCUGCUGGGCCCCGGGCAGAGCUGGCGGGGCUGUGCCAGCGACAUCGAGCGGCUCCUGGCCGCCUUCUGCAGCCAGCAGGGCGCUGUGGUGGAGGCUGCGCGGAGGCUGCUGACGGACGAGCGGGCUCCCCACAGGCAGAAGCUGCUGGCGGAUCUCAUCCACAACCUGAGCGAAAACAUCCUGGCCGAGGACAAGGAAGAGGACAAGAAAUGGUUUGAAGGGCUGGAGUCUCGGUUCAAGAACAAAUCCAGCUACCUGCGGCAUAGCUGUGAGAGCAGAAUGCGGGGCUACAUGAGAGAGGUUACUGGUUUUAUUUCAAACGUUCAUCCUUCAGCACGAGAUGCCUACAGAGGGAUAAUCGACCUGAUGGCAGAAAAACUGAAAUCUGUGAAGUACAACGGGUGCUACUUUGACAGAAGGGAGGAGGAGGAGGCAGCACGCCUGUGCACUGCAGAGGGGUGGUUCUCCUGUCAGGGACCUUUUGACAGAGAUGACUGCCCGUGUAAGCAUUCCAUCAACCCCUACAGCAACAGGGAAAGCAGGAUCCUCUUCAGCACCUGGAAUCUCGACCACAUAAUUGAGAAGAAACGUGCUGUUGUCCCAGAACUGGCAGAAGCUGUCAAAACACGAGACGGGAGAGAAGUGAACUGGGAAUACUUCUAUCAGCUGCUGUUUACCCUGGAUAAUUUAAAACUCGUACAUAUUGCUUGCCAUAAGAAAACCAAUCAUAACCUCAGCUGUGACAAAAGCAGAAUUUACAGAAAGAGGAAGCAAACCCAGGAGAUUUCCUAGUGCUGUCUCUGGAAGGGACCUGCUGCUUUUUUCAAUCAUGUCAGUCUGUUGUUUUUAAAUAGCUCAAAUUUCUUAAAUAAGAACUAUUUGGCACAAGACUGGCUGGGUAACCCAACCAGAGCCUCACAAAGCACACUCCAAUAUCCCAUUUAAUUCUCUUCUCCUGCCUUCCCACUCCUUACAAGCCUCCCUCAAAUCAAGCUCAAAUCAAGUGUGAUAAAGGUAGAAAAUGAGCCAGAGGCUGACUCUGACUCUACCCCGUCAUCUCUGGCCAGCAUUGACCCAAAACUCACACUACACAGAAAUGAAACUUGGACAAAACAUUUUUUACAAACUAACUGCAGGGGCUCAUAGACUCCUAUUCCUCUGGAUUUUAAGCCAAACAAAGAAGGAUUUAGGAUCAUGUUUGAUCUGUGCCUUUUGCAGGUAGUUUCAGGAAUGCCAAAGGUGGUUCAGCAGCAGAGCUGCCACCUCACCUGUGCCAAACUCCUGCCCUCAUCCCCACCUGCCCCUUUGCCAUUGCUUCAGAUGUGCAUCUCCGAGAAAGAACAGCAAGCCCCUGAGAUUUUUUUGCUUUUUCCACCUUUGUUUGCCGUCUUCCCUGCUGAUUUCCUUCUCCUUACUAACACUUUCUGCCUCCAGCUUGAGUUUUACUUGAUGCACUGCCAAAAAGGGCAGCUACGAUGAUCAUGUUUACAGUAAUGUUUACCCACUGCCUUGGAGAAUAUUGCUUUGGUAAAACAUUUCCUACCUCAGGCAACAAAUCAGGAAUAGUUCAAUUUUUUACUUGAAUUUUUUUUUUUUUUUAAUAGCAACUGAACUUUUGGGAUUGUCAAUGUAAAUCGUGUGAACAUUUUAAAUAA
Melozone crissalis (California towhee) is the source of this 2054-nucleotide messenger RNA. RefSeq names its product DNA fragmentation factor subunit beta (gene DFFB). Lineage: Eukaryota; Metazoa; Chordata; Aves; Passeriformes; Passerellidae. Gene Ontology annotation, molecular function: DNA endonuclease activity. Gene Ontology annotation, cellular component: cytoplasm; nucleus. Gene Ontology annotation, biological process: apoptotic DNA fragmentation; apoptotic process. The record is from RefSeq and is a predicted model, not a curated record. The coding region runs from base 127 to 1191 and encodes 354 amino acids. The transcript has 7 exons.